GACUAUUUUUCUCCACAGGAAAAAAACAUCAAAAUACACGACAAAAGUCUACGUCUCACAAAUAGGUUUUUUUGUUUCUCCGUAAAAUUUUAACGUCCCUUUAUUAAUUAUAAAUACAAAUAAUAACAAGCAACCGUUUGUGUCUCUUGUAAACAAAGAUUGACUUUGUCUAAUAAGACGACCUAGAAGAAUUCUGAGGAAGAAAGUGGAAUAAAGAAUGGAUGACAAUUUAUGGCUCAUUGAAUUGGAAUCCGCCUUGCUGGAUGACUGCAAUGUCAACGACAUCUAUGGCAUUUGCCAAGGCAAAUCCCUGCCAGAGGCCUUGCGCCCAGACGUCUGGCAAGUGUGUCUCGAUGUGCGCCACAAAAGUGACCAAAUGUCACUGUUCAAUGAAAUCUACGACCUACCCUUUCAAAAUAAGCUAAGAGAAGACUGUCAAAAGAUGCUGGAACGCAUUGGGAAUGAUGAUGAGGACAAGGUAUCGGUGCUAUCCGAUUUGGAAUCCAUAUUGACGUUCUAUUGUAAAAAUCGUAAUUUGCAAUAUGAGACCGACAAUGGUUGGAUUGAGUUGCUACUGCCGUUGCUGGCAUUGAAAUUGAAUCGUUCAGAGACCUACAAUCUGUUCGAAGCCAUACGUGAUACCUACAUACCGAAGGGUUGUAAACCCAAGGGGAAUGUAUUUCAUGUCUUUCGCCUGCUCAUACUGUAUCAUGAUCCGGAGCUAUGCACAAUGUUGGACACAAAGAAAAUCUCCCCUGAUUUGUAUUCGCAACAAUGGUUUCAAUGCCUGUUUGCCUCAUCCUGUAGUUUUUCAGUGAUCUUAUCAAUGUGGGAUUUGUACUUUCAACAUGCCGAUCCAUUUUUGGUAUUCUUUUUGGGUCUAAUCAUCCUGAUCAAUGGUCGUGAACAGAUAUUGGCAUUGAAGGAUUCUUCCAAGGAACAAAUCGUAGAGUUUCUUUCAAAUAUGCCAUGUGCUCUGGAGCCCGACGAUGUUGUGGAUUUUUGUCUAUUGGCCCAGUAUUAUUCAAUGAAAACGCCCAGCUCAUUUAAAACGGACUUUUUGAAGGCUCUGUAUGGCAAGCAGAAUGAAAAGGGAACACCUGAGGAAUGUUCGGUGUCACAGGCCCUCUGUCUUCCCGUCUCCGUUUAUGAACUGGUGGAAAACUCCUCCAUUGACCUUAGCUCCACAGAAGCGGUGCGAUUCUUUUUGGUUGAUUGUCGUCCAGCGGAACAAUAUAAUGCCGGCCAUUUGUCAACUGCCUUCCAUUUAGAUUGUAACCUGAUGCUGCAGGAGCCGGUGGCAUUUGCAACGGCCGUACAAGGUCUACUCUCAGCUCAAAGACAAUCCAUAGAGGCCAAUUCGAAUGCGGGCGGUGAACAUUUGUGUUUCAUGGGCAGUGGCCGGGUGGAAGAGGACCAAUAUACGCAUAUGGUUGUGGCAUCAUUUUUGCAGAAAAAUACCAAAUAUGUUUCGUUGCUAAGCGGUGGCUAUAAUGCCAUCCAUGAUUAUUUUGGUGAUCACAUGGCCGAUUGUUUGGAAGAUCACGAGCCGAAAAAAUGUCUGGUUUGUACACGCAACAGUACGGGUUCGCUGUUUGAGGGAGUGCAAAUGCGCCAGAAGACGGGACAGCAGGCAAAACGUGAUUCCUCUUCGAAACAGGGCGGGUCGGAUUUCUUCAAUCGUUUUUCACAAGUCAUGAAAUUUAAGACGGCCGAGGUAAAGGGUAAACUUUUGGAUAUUAUUGUAAAUCCCACAAAUGGUGCUAAUAAUGCAGGAUCGGCAGCUGGUGGGGAUGGCAAUAAUCAGGCAAAUCAAAUGCCUGUACAACAGCGACAUGUAUCGGCGGCCGAAAGGAAUGGUAAAAGGUAUCGCAAUGUGGCUCCCGUCUUUAGUAUUGAUGAUGAACAUGAUGGUGACUUUGAGGGGGGCAAUCAUGCGCUGGAAGAUGGCAGAGAAUCGGCAGCAAAUGCUGCCACAAAAUUGCCAGGUGAUAGCAAAGAGAUUGUAACCUUAAAUAAUUAUUUAAAAUCCCCAGACAUUAUGAAUGCCUUCAAGUGCCAAGAGGUCCAUAUGAAUGGUUAUAUGUAUGAUUCCCAUUUGAUUAUAACACCCACACAUUUGAUUGUGCUGCGCGAAAUGCCGCGGGGACAGGCCCAGAUUAUUGUGCGACGGCCAUUGGCCAGCAUUGUUAAGAUAACGGCGAAAAAACGCCAUCGUGAUUUGAUAACAUUUAAGUAUGGUUUCCCCGAUGGUGAUGGCCUGCUCAUAACCGAUAUGGACCGGUUUCUAAUACCCAAUGCCAGUGAGGCAACCGCCAUAGUGUCAAAGCACAUUGUCCAGACAUUGGAUGACAGUGCAAAAUUAACGUAAUCUUUGUAAGAACGCCGACAAGGAGACAUUCUUUUUUUCGGACACACACAGCAAUUAACUGUAAAGAAGUUAUAGUUGGCAGCACCCAUGUAGUUGCAGUUUUUUGUAAUGUAAAUGCCUAUUCUGUAGCCCCUAACUGGAAAGCAUAAACAAAAUGUAGAACUCUUAUAAAAUAAGCGUUUUUAAAAAUAUAAAAAAACCUAAAUUUUUGUAAGUGGUACUUAACAACAAGAAAGACUUGAAGGCAUCUAUUUUGGAGAUUCUAAAGAGAAGAUGAUGGAAUUAAAUGAGAGUCCAAAGAUUGUCAGAAAAUCAUUUGCGGUUGUAUAAAGAUGCAAGCUUUUAUACAAUACAAAAAAAAGGUUCCUCAAUUAUGGCAACAAAAAAAAAAAAACCCGUGUUGAGAAAUAAGUAGUAAGGCAUAAAUUAAAAAAAAAAAUAGUUUUAUUAAACAUAUAUAUUUUUAUUUUGUUUUAUGUUCAUAUUUGUUAUAGAAAUCAUUUUUGUUUUAAAAUCCAAUGUAUUUUUUUUUCAAGGCUAUGUAUGGUGUCACUCAUACAAUACCCAAAUAGCUCAGAGCGCUUCCAAAUAUCAUCCCCCCCCCAAAACUAAUAUACUAAUAUGACUCCUCCCUUAUGUUUUAUGUUAAACUCCUCUCCCUCCCUAUUAUAUAUCCUAUAUUUAUAGCAAACCCAAACUAAAAUCCUAACAUUAUUGACCAUCUAUAUAUUUAUAUAUGUAGUAGAAUUAGCAAAAACAUUUUCCGUUUGUAAGAUACUAUCAAAUUUUUAACAAUUAAGUUCUGCUUUCAACAUCCCUUUCCCAGUUCUUAUUUUAACAUCACAUCAAUAUAAACCAUAAUAAAUAAAUUACACAAGUUAUAUAUGUAGUUGAAAAAC
Musca domestica (house fly) is the source of this 3270-nucleotide messenger RNA. It is a transcript of the gene TBC1D23, whose product is annotated as TBC1 domain family member 23. The coding region runs from base 218 to 2371 and encodes 717 amino acids. Gene Ontology annotation, cellular component: trans-Golgi network. The transcript is spliced from 3 exons. Gene Ontology annotation, biological process: retrograde transport, endosome to Golgi. NCBI's taxonomy places the organism in Eukaryota, Metazoa, Arthropoda, Insecta, Diptera, Muscidae. The record is from RefSeq and is a predicted model, not a curated record.